AGUUUCAGGGUCAUUCCGUUUAAUUUUAAUAGAGAAAUGGCUCUGGCAAACGUCUUGUCCCGCAAGGCGGGAACUGCCACCACAAGCAGGCCCGUCCCUUUCACCAGCCGCGUUUGCGUGGCGGCCAAGGCUCGUGUUACAUGUGCCAUCCCGUCCUCCAGCCGUCAAGUUCAGCAUAUCGUUUGCCAAGCUGCGGCUGCGGAGGUCGCUGAGAAGCCACAAAAGGUGCACCCGUCGCCAUUGAGCAUCGCUCCCCCGGCGACCUACGCCAUCGUUGAGAUUGGCGGCACCCAGAUGUUUGUGGAGCCCGGCAAGUGGUAUACUUGCAAUCGGCUUAAGGCGGAUGUGGGCUCAAAGAUUCAGUUCGGCCGCGUGCUUGCCCUUAAGCAUGACGGCAAGCUCACCGUCGGCAAGCCUUACCUCAGCAAUGUGAACGUGGAGGCAGAGAUUAUUGAGGAGCUGCGUGGGCCAAAGAUCAUUGUUUACAAGAUGCGGCCGAAGAAGCACUACCGGCGCAAGCAGGGCCACAGGCAGGAGCUGUCCAAGUUCAUGGUUACGAAGGUUGAGGCACAGUAAUUGAGCUGAAACAACUGUUAUGAACUGGAUUCUGCUAGGAUUCUGCUUUGAGUUGCGGUGGAGUCUUGGACCUUACGCCAUAUGCC
This is a messenger RNA of Volvox carteri f. nagariensis, 662 nucleotides long. RefSeq names its product plastid/chloroplast ribosomal protein L21 (gene prpL21). Gene Ontology annotation, cellular component: mitochondrial large ribosomal subunit; ribosome. The record is from RefSeq and is a predicted model, not a curated record. Gene Ontology annotation, molecular function: RNA binding; structural constituent of ribosome. Gene Ontology annotation, biological process: translation. The transcript has a single exon. Bases 37 to 576 code for a protein of 179 amino acids. Lineage: Eukaryota; Viridiplantae; Chlorophyta; Chlorophyceae; Chlamydomonadales; Volvocaceae.